Zonotrichia albicollis (white-throated sparrow) is the source of this 1760-nucleotide messenger RNA. The record is from RefSeq and is a predicted model, not a curated record. NCBI's taxonomy places the organism in Eukaryota, Metazoa, Chordata, Aves, Passeriformes, Passerellidae.
GAAGAACAGGCUGUCGCUGAAGCUCUUUCAGAAGAAGGAAGCGAAGCGAGUGCUGGAUUUCAUCGAGGCGCAGGAAAAUGAGCCGAAGGGCGCGGAGUUCCGAGGCGCCGAGAUUGACCAGGUGGUUCCUGCAGCACAGCCCCCCUCCCUUGUCAGCUGUGAGAAAAAAGACAACAUGCUGCCUUUUGUGGGCUUGAACAACCUGGGCAACACCUGCUACCUGAACAGUGUCCUGCAGGUAUUAUAUUUUUGUCCUGGUUUUAAAACUGGAGUAAAACAUUUAUAUAACAUCAUUUCAAAGAAAAGAGAAUCUUCAAAGGAUGAAGGAGAGCAAAAGGCAGAAAAGGGAGGCUGUAAAGAAGAUCCCUUGGCAAGUUAUGAACUCAUCUGCAGUUUGCACUCCUUGAUCCUUUCAGUUGAGCAGCUUCAAGCCAGUUUUCUGCUGAACCCAGAGAAAUACACGGAUGAAUUGGCCACGCAGCCCCGGAGGCUGCUCAACACCCUCAGAGAGCUGAACCCCAUGUACGAAGGGUACCUGCAGCACGAUGCCCAGGAGGUGCUGCAGUGUAUCCUGGGCAACAUCCAGGAAACCUGCCAGCUGCUGAAGAAGGAAGAGCUGAACAAACUGCCUGUGGAAGAGCCUGCAGCUAAACUGGAGGAGAAACCCAGCCAAAACCCUGAGAGCAAUGGUUGUGUGAGCCCUGCUGAGGAGGAGGAUCCCAGCCCGGGCAGCCACGGCGGAGACGCGGCCAAGGAGAAGCUGCUCAAGGGAAACGGGAAAAGGAAAAGCGACGCCGAGGGCGGCAACGCCAAGAAAAAAUCCAAAGUAUCAAAAGAGCAAAUUGCAGCAGAAGAGAAUCAAAGACAAACCAGGUCCAAGAGGAAAGCCACGGGAGAAAAGAUGGAAAACCAAACGGAUGCCAUCGCCAAGUGCUCCGGGGAGAGCGAGAGCGCCAAGCCCACGCAGAAAAAGUCGCGCCUUAGGUUAAACUGGUUAAAAUCUUCCUGCAAACAGCCCAGUAUUCUGUCCAAAUUUUACAGUCUAGGAAAGUUAACUACAAACUUGGGAUCCAAAGAGCCAGGCAAAGAAUAUGACUGUGAGUUCGAAGAGUCAGCUGUCAAGUGUGAAAAUGGUGACAGUAAAGAAGAAUAUCAUGAACCAGCGUCUCCUGUGGAAAGCCAUCAUGGAAAAGGAACUGAAAAAGAACCAAAAAAGGAAGGUUCAGAGCUGGCUGUCUUCGAGCUGGUGGAGAAACUCUUCCAGGGCCAGUUGGUGCUGAGGACCCGGUGCUUGGAGUGCGAGUGCUUCACGGAGAGGAGGGAGGAUUUUCAGGACAUCAGUGUGCCAGUGCAAGAAGAUGAGCUUUCUAAAAGUGAAGAGAGUUCUGAAAUUUCUCCAGAGCCAAAAACAGAAAUGAAGACUCUGAAAUGGGCAAUUUCCCAGUUUGCCUCGGUGGAGAGGAUUGUGGGAGAGGACAAAUAUUUCUGUGAGAAUUGCCACCACUACACGGAAGCAGAGCGCAGCCUCCUGUUCGACAAAAUGCCCGAAGUGAUCACGAUUCACUUGAAGUGCUUUGCUGCCAGUGGCCUGGAGUUCGACUGCUACGGGGGCCUGUCCAAGAUCAACACUCCGCUGCUGACGCCGCUGCGGCUGUCGCUGGAGGAGUGGAGCACUCGGCCCACCAACGACACCUACGGGCUCUUCGCCGUGGUCAUGCACAGCGGCAUCACCAUCAGCAGCGGCCACUACACGGCCUCGG